AUGACCCUUACCACCAAAAUACUACCGGUUGAAGUCUCGCUGAUUUCUUUCAACGGAACAAAGCUCGAGGUUUCCGACUCUACCACAAAACACAACCUCGAUAUUGCAUCUGAAGAAGUCCGAAAGCCUGGCCAUGUGGUUGCUUUUCCUACUGAAACAGUAUAUGGACUUGGAGGAUCAGCUCUAUGUGAUGACAGUGUAAGAGCUAUUUAUGCUGCAAAAAAUAGACCAGCUGAUAAUCCACUUAUCGUGCAUGUUUCCAGCCAGGAACAGAUCGAAAGACUACUUCUUCCCAAGCUGCAUAAGAUUCCAGCUGUUUACGAUCAGUUGAUCAAGAAGUUCUGGCCUGGGCCUUUGACGAUUCUUUUGCCUGUUGAGGAAGGUUCGCCAGUCCUGGAAUUGACUACAGCUGGACAGAAUACCGUUGGAGUGAGAAUGCCUUCACAUCCAGUUGCAAGAGCUCUUAUUGCACAAAGCGAUACACCUUUGGCUGCUCCUUCUGCCAAUGCUUCUACUAGACCAAGCCCUACAAUGGCAAGCCACGUUUAUCAUGAUCUUAGCGGACGCAUUCCAUAUAUCCUAGAUGGAGGUGCUUGUGAUGUGGGCGUGGAGUCUACUGUGGUGGAUGGUCUUACGAAUCCACCCAUGUUACUUCGGCCUGGAGGAGUUUCUGCUGAAGAUAUACGGAAGUAUGGUGGUGGACCAUGGGAGAAUAUCAUUAUGGCAAAGAAGACUGCUGGAAAGACUGAGGCGGUUAGAACGCCAGGCAUGAAAUAUAGACAUUACCUGCCUAGCGCCAAGGUGGUGCUCUUUGAUGGUUGCAAAGACGGCAGUAAGGCAGUGAAAAGUUGGCUUGAGAGACAAGCUGAUUUUGAUCCUAGAAAAGUGGCGCUUCUUCGUGGUGCCCAGUUUGCAUCUGCAGCUGAGUUGGGCCUCGAAGGAGCUCAUGAGAGGAUCCUAGGUAGCAGUGCUACUGAAAUGGCACACAAUUUGUUUAAGAUGCUACGUGAGGUGGAUGAGUUGAACGUGGAGCUUAUUUUGGUCGAGGGUGUGGAAGAGACUGGCGAUGGCCUUGCCGUGAUGAACAGACUCUCGAAAGCUGCCUUUGAGGUGGUCAGGUAA
Candidozyma haemuli is the source of this 1122-nucleotide messenger RNA. Its product is annotated as threonylcarbamoyladenylate synthase. Gene Ontology annotation, molecular function: tRNA binding; nucleotidyltransferase activity; double-stranded RNA binding. The coding region runs from base 1 to 1122 and encodes 373 amino acids. Lineage: Eukaryota; Fungi; Ascomycota; Pichiomycetes; Serinales; Metschnikowiaceae. The transcript has a single exon. Gene Ontology annotation, biological process: regulation of translational fidelity. The record is from RefSeq and is a predicted model, not a curated record. Gene Ontology annotation, cellular component: cytoplasm.